Molecule: messenger RNA, 881 nt
Organism: Aedes aegypti (yellow fever mosquito)
Lineage: Eukaryota; Metazoa; Arthropoda; Insecta; Diptera; Culicidae
Product: angiopoietin-related protein 1-like
Exons: 3
Coding region: 1-822 (273 amino acids)
Source: RefSeq, a predicted model, not a curated record
AUGGAAUCUAACAUGAACGACAAGUUUGUCAAAACCAUGACGAACAUCAACGAUCGUUCCGACAAACUGGAAGCUCAACACAAAACGACCAAAGAUCAGUUGGACCGUCUCCUGCAGAAUCUGGAGAACCAUCGCAAUGAAUUCUCCAAAUUCUGCCAGCAGCAAGUAAGCUGUUCCAAGCCGGAAGAACCUGCGGUUGUAACAUCGUGCAAGAAUACACCGAGCAAGACGAACGGUCAGUAUCAACUGAAACCCUUCGGUACCGAUGAAGUCAUGGUGGGAUACUGUGAACAGGAAAAGUUCGGCGGAGGUUGGCUUGUGGUUCAGCAUCGAUUCGAUGGUUCUGUGGAUUUCCAACGCACCUGGAGCGAGUACAAAAACGGAUUUGGAUCACUCGGAGGCGAAUUCUGGCUUGGUUUGGAGAAGCUGCAUCGACUUACCAGCAAUAGAAACGUUGAACUGAUUGUAGAGCUGAAGGACUACAACAACAACUAUGUCUAUGCGCGGUACGAUGGAUUUGAAAUUGGAAGUGAACCGCAGAAAUAUUCACUGGACAGAUUGGGAACGUACAGCGGAACUGCUGGCGAUUCCAUGAUAUACAACCGGGGCAAAAAGUUCACCACCAAAGAUAGCGACAAUGAUGGAGCCGUAAAUCUGAAUUGCGCUGUUAGCAGGGCGGGAGCUUGGUGGUUCGAUUGGUGUGGAAAUGCUGAUCUCAACGGAAUUUUCGGUGUUAGAGGUGAAUGGCGAUCUAUUUAUUGGUAUGGCUACAACCAAUAUGACGGAAUGAAGUAUACCAGGAUGUUGAUCCGAGAAGUGUAAACUACUUAGAGUCAAUUGGAGACAUAGUAAAAGCUGAAUAGAAUUAAAAAAAAUAUUUA